Molecule: messenger RNA, 159 nt
Organism: Dictyostelium discoideum AX4
Lineage: Eukaryota; Evosea; Eumycetozoa; Dictyosteliales; Dictyosteliaceae
Exons: 3
Coding region: 1-159 (52 amino acids)
Source: RefSeq, a predicted model, not a curated record
AUGACACUUGCCAAAGAUCCAAUCAUCACUAAAAGAUUUUUUAAUUUUUGUGUAAAAAAAGAAAUCAUUUACCAUCCUCAAUUAGAAAUAAUAUUACUUAAUGUGUUAAAAAUAAUUUUUAAGAUGUUGGAAAUGAGCCUCUUAAAAUUAAGAUAUUAG